Molecule: messenger RNA, 994 nt
Organism: Spodoptera frugiperda (fall armyworm)
Lineage: Eukaryota; Metazoa; Arthropoda; Insecta; Lepidoptera; Noctuidae
Product: 15-hydroxyprostaglandin dehydrogenase [NAD(+)]
Exons: 5
Coding region: 107-925 (272 amino acids)
Cellular component (GO): cytoplasm
Molecular function (GO): oxidoreductase activity, acting on the CH-OH group of donors, NAD or NADP as acceptor
Source: RefSeq, a predicted model, not a curated record
AAUUAGUUCGAUAACACACUUUGUUAUGACCGCACGACGCGUUGUCGCUCCUCAAUAAUAUCUAUUAUCUCUUAAGUGAUGAAAUAAAUGUAAUAUUUAAUUUAAAAUGGCCGCUAGUUUUGUGAAAAGGUGGUUGAGUGUUGAAGAUAAAGUUUUUUUAGUGACUGGAGGUGCAGCGGGUGUUGGGGCGGGGAUUGUGAGGGCGCUGUUACAUGAAAAUGCCAGGCACGUUGCCUUCCUGGACAUCGCAGACAGAGAAGGUUCAGCUCUGGAGUCUGAGCUGAUAACCAAGUAUGGAGCUCUAAAAGCCAAGUUCAUAAAAUGUGACAUUUCUGAUGAUGGCCAAUUAGCUGCCGCUUAUAGACAGGUGCUUGACAAGUACCGGAGACUGGAUGGAGUUAUCAACAAUGCUGCCGUACUGACUGUGGACGAACGAAACAUUAGGAGAAUGGUUGAUGUUAAUUUUACUGCAACAGUCAGCAGUACAAUGAAGGCGCUGGAAAUUAUGGGAGUCAAUAAGGGUGGUGGUGGGGGCACCGUUAUCAAUAUCUCAUCCCUGUUAGCACUCAACCUUGGCAGUCAUCUCCCAGUGUACGCUGCUACUAAAACUGCUGUUCUACAGUUCAGUAUCGCUAUGGGCGCAGAGGAAAGAUAUUCAGAGAGCAAGGUGCGAGUCAUUACAGUGUGCCUCGGACCGACAGACACGGCCAUUUUAAAUAGAAGUAACUUGGACAACUUCGACAAAGAUCAGCCAAUCGCGUCCCGAGUAGCCGUCAGACAGAAGGUUGAAUCAGCUGUAUCAGGCAUACUGAAAGUCUUAGAAGAAGGAAAAUCUGGUUCCACGUGGAUUGUGAAGAACGAUCAACCGGCUUACGACUACACAGAAACGUUAAACACAGCAUUUGCAGUCUUAUCAGAUACAUAAAUACUUUCGAAUUUAAGACUUACUGUGAUUAUGAUAAGAUUAAAAAUUGAUUCCGUUUGCGAGUUUCUC